Molecule: messenger RNA, 4396 nt
Organism: Phodopus roborovskii (desert hamster)
Lineage: Eukaryota; Metazoa; Chordata; Mammalia; Rodentia; Cricetidae
Gene: Magel2
Product: MAGE family member L2
Exons: 4
Coding region: 1-4221 (1406 amino acids)
Biological process (GO): negative regulation of transcription by RNA polymerase II
Cellular component (GO): nucleus
Source: RefSeq, a predicted model, not a curated record
AUGGUAGACGCCCCUCUGCACAAUCCACUUGUGGUGGUCGGGGGCGGGGAAGGGGCGGGACCUAGCCCCCUCCCUCCUCCUUCUUACUGCGGAGAGCUGCAGAGCCAACCCGCACUCGCUGCGAGCUCUGAGCUGCGAACUGCAGCUGCGCUGCACGCAGUAAGCCAGCCACUUGCGCUGCCGAGAGAACCCGCACCAGUCUCCGAUAGCGUCGAAGCGAGCCAUUCCGCGCUCGCUUCCUUUUCAGCUUUCAAGCUGGACGGGGAUCCUGGACAGCCACGUAGGCAUGCUCAACACUGGAAGAAAAAGCGCAGCAGCCGGAGACGGGCCGCCAGCAGCCAGGCAAGGGACACGUCGCAGCUAAGUACGAAUGUGGGUGACUCCAGCCCUCCGGAGUCCCCUAUGCCUCCGGUCCAUAGCCGCCCUACGGUUCUGAUGCGGGCUCCCCCCGCUUCCUCCCGGGCUCCUCCGGUCCCUUGGGAUCCACCUCCAGUGGACUUGCAGGCUCCCCUGGCUACUUGGCAGGCUCCUCAGCCUACCUGGGAGGCUCCAGAGGGCCAGCUGCCUGCCCCAGUGGCUCAGCUGCCCCAACCCCCUGCCCUAGGGGCCCCAAUGGUCCAGGCUCCGCCGCUGGGGGGGGCGAUGGCCAAGCCUCCAACUCCUGGAGUCUUGGUGGUCCAUCCGCCUCCUCCGGGAGCCCCAGUGGCCCAGCCAUCAACUCCGGGAGUCCUGAUGCUGCACCCGGGGGCCCCUUUGGCUCAUCCUCCUCCCCCAGGAACCCCAAUGGCACACCCUCCUCCUCCACCACCUCCUCCUCCUCCUCCUCCACCUCCUCCUCCUCCCCCGCCCCCUCCUCCUCCUCCUGGGACCCCGAUGGCGCACCCUCUUCCUGGGACCCAAAUGGCCCAUCCUCCUCCUCCUGGGACCCCUAUGGCCCAUCCUCUUCCACCUGGGAACCCGAUGGUGCAUCCUAUCCCUCCUGGAACAACGAUGGUUCAUCCACCCCAACCUGGAACUUCGCUGCCGCAAGCUCCAAUUCCGGGGACGCCGAUGGCCCAGCCACCAACUCCGGGAGUCCUGAUGGCCCAGCAGCUGUCACCGGGAGUCCUGAUGGUCCAGCCUCCUGCUCCAGGAGCUCCGAUGGUCCAGCCUCCUCCACCGCCUGCCUUGAUGUCCCAGCCGCCAGCUUCGAUGACUCCGAUGACUCCGAUGGCCAAGCCUCCAGGUCCUGGUGUCAUGAUGAUCCAUCCUCCAGGUGCCAGAGCUCCAGUCAUUCAGCCUCCAGUGUCAGGAGCACCGAUGGCGCAGCCAGUGUUGCCCCCAGGGCAGCCUCUGGCUUCGUGGGCCCCGCAGGGUCAGCCUUUGAUCCUGCAAAUCCAGUCUCAAGUCAUAAGAACUCCUCAACAGGUUCCCCCUGUCCCAUCAACACCACAGGUGCAGCUGGGCACAUCCCCAAGCUGGCAAGCCACCACACCCAACUGGCAGGUGACACCCCAGGGGUGGCAGGGCACGCCCUUGACCUGGCAAGCCUCACAGGUCACAUGGCAGGCCCCCACAAUAGCCUGGCAGGCCUCUCCCCCUGUCCGCCAAGGGCUCCCACCUAUUCGUCCUGCUCCCCCACCCAUUCGACCUGGACCACCUCCAAUACUCCGCCAGAUGCCACCUGUGAUCCGUCAUGCCGCACCAUUGAUUCGGCAAACCCCACCACUGAUUCGCCAGGUCCCUAUCAGAACAGCUUCACAUGGCAUAGCAGGCCAGCAUCACCUCUGGCAAGUCCUGCCACCCCCACCUCCAUUGCGCCAGGCUCCACAGACUCGUCUGCUGAUCCCCAGGAUGCCAGGGGCACCCCACGUGCCCACAGCACCACAAGUUACUCAGAUACAUCUGGUGCCACAGGCGGGCCCACAGGUGCCCCAGACAGUGCUACCAGCACCACUGUCUAUCCCAAUUCCUAUGCCACACGCUGCCCAUCACUCUGUUACCCGAGGUGUGCAUUGCCCAUCCAUCAUCUGGCAGGCCCCCAGAGGCCAGCCCCCGGUGCCACAGGAGCUCCAGGUGCCACGGGAGCUCCAGGUGCCACGGGAGCUCCCGGUUCCACAGGAGCUUCCGGUUCCACAGGAGCUCCAGGUGCCACAGGAGCUCCAGGUGCCACAGGAGCUCCAGGUGCCACAGGAGGUCCAGGUGCCACAGGAGGUCCAGGUGCCACAGGAGGUCCCGGUGCCACAGCAGCUCCAGGUGCCACAGGAGCUCCAGGUGCCACAGGAGGUCCCGGUGCCACAGCAGCUCCAGGUGCCACAGGAGCUCCCAGUGCCACAGGAGCUCCCAGGGCCAUUGGAGUUCCAGGAGGUACAGCAGCCCCAGGCAAUGGGCUGGCAGGCACCCAAGGUACCCACUCACUUCUGGCAGUCUGGGCCUGCCCAGGAGGCCCAGGAGCAGGGCCAUGUAGAGCAGCAGCAGCAACCCUUUCGGGGAGCUCCAGCCUCAUCCAGUGCCAGGCAAGCCCACCUGCCAACCCACCAGGCCCAGCCCACAGGCCUGCAGGCAGAACUGCCCUCAAUACAAGUGCAGCCUUCUUGGCAAGGUCCACCCCCGACCUUGCAGGCCCAGCCAGGAGCACCCAGAGCACCAACAAAUUUUCCCAGGGGCCCCACUAGAUCACACAUGACUCCAUCAGGAGAACCUGGCCCCUCAUCUGCAGAGCCUCGGGGCCCUCCUAGGGAUCGUAGGACCUCUGGAAGAGGCAGAAAGGGCCCCCCUAAAGAGCGCAUGAUCAUUGGUGCCACCGUCUGUGCUCCAAGGGCAGCAUCAGCUUCCAGGGCAUACCUGCCAACUGCCUGGAGAAACGUGCCUGCCACAUCAGAGACCUUAAAUGCCACCUCGAGGGUCUUUCCAUCUACCUCUCAUUUUCAGCCUGCCUCUUCUGAUGCCUUUAGAGGUCCACCUGCCACCUCUGAGAGCCCAAAGUCACUGCCAUUGCCUCUGCAGGAUCCUUAUACCUGUGUAGAGGCCGUUCCUGCAGUUCCCUGGGUUCCAUAUGCUGAUGUGAAUGCCUCAUCAGCAUGCAAUGCAGUGCCCACCAUCCUGAUGGUGACAGCAGCUGCCCCCCAGGCAAGUGCCACCGGCGCAGAGGCCUCCAAGUCUGCAGAGCCACCACGGAGAUCCGGCAAAGCCACCAGGAAGAAGAAGCAUCUGGAACCCAAAGAGGAGGACUGUGGCCAGAGGAUGGCCUCGCGUGACUGUGACUGGCGGGGGCCCAGACCCUGUGAGAAUCCCAGGCAGAGUGACUGGGAGGUCCAAAGGGCUAUGCAGCUUCUGGGGGAACAGGAACCCCUCUUCACUCCACAGGGUCUUAAUAGCUGGGGGUGCCCCAAUAACUCUAGGAUGACAAGGGGCUUCGAUGGCCCCAGUACUUCACAGGAUCAGAGGUUCUGUGGAGGCUCAGGGGGGUCUCAGGCAUGGAUGGUCUCUGAGGUCCCAAGUGUCUCACGGGGACCCAGUGCUACUCAGGAGGACCCCAAUGGGGAGAGUCCCUUAGAUGAGAGAGCAAAUGCUUUGGUGCAGUUUCUCUUGGUCAAGGACCAAGCCAAGGUGCCAGUCCAGCUUUCAGAGAUGGUAAAUGUUGUCAUCCGAGAAUACAAAGAUGAGAGCUUAGACAUCAUCAGCCGUGCCAAUGCUAAACUAGAGAGCAACUUUGGGUGCCAGCUGAAGGAAAUUGACCCCAGGACCCACACUUACAUCAUCGUCAAGACGGGCCCCCCCCAGUGCAAUAUGAUGGCACCCUAUUUAGACAGGCCAAAGUUCAACCUCCUGAUGGUGGUCCUUAGCCUCAUCUUUAUGAAAGGCUACUGUAUCAGGGAGACUCUGCUCUUUAACUUUCUGUACCAAUUAGGACUGGAUGUCCAUGAGACGAGUGGUCUUUUCAGAAGUACGAAGAAGCUCAUCACCAGUGUGUUUGUGAGACACAGGUACCUAGAGUACAGGCAAAUCCCAUUCACUGAGCCAGCAGAAUACGAGCUUCUCUGGGGGCCCCGCGCGUUUCUCGAGACCAACCGAAUGCACAUCUUGAGGUUUCUGUCCGCACUCUAUGAGAACCAGGCCCAGACCUGGACAUACCAGUACCUUGAGUCGUUGUCAGAGUUAGAAUACAGGGACACAAACGACGAGCCUGAUGACAGCGAUGAUGAUUCCCAUGACCCCACCAGCACUCCCCAUCCUCAUUAAUAGGUUUUUAUUUCCCAAGACAAUCUUAUCCCUGUGGGUACCAGGCCAAAGGCAACGGACAAUGGGGGGGAGGGGGGACAUUGUGCUUACUGGUGUUUUUGUGAUUGUUCUGUGUGUGUAACUUUGAAUUUUCAGCCUCCUUUUAUAUUUGCCAAAGCUUUUGUACACUUGUAAG